UACUUCUUCUUCCGCAGUCCGCCGGCGGCACAGUCCAGGCCUGCACCGGGGGUGCAUCGGCUUUGCCAGCGGCAGAGGGAUUCUGGGUAACGACCGUGGCCGGCGGGGCGGCUGGCUCCGCCCAGCAGGUUCCACUCACGCCAGGGCCGUUGGCGGUGGCGGUUGUCGGGCCCGGACCAGUGGGACAUGGAGCAGCCGUGGCCGCCACCGGGCCCCUGGAGCUUCCCGAGGACUGGCGGGGAGACCGAGGAGGAGAGUGACUUAGACGUGUCCCCCUCUUCGUCCCACUACUCUCCGGUACCGGACGGCGGCGCCCAGAUGUAUAGCCACGGGAUUGAGCUGGCUUGCCAAAAGCAGAAAGAAUUUGUGAAGAGCUCUGUUGCAUGUAAAUGGAAUCUUGCUGAAGCCCAGCAGAAACUUGGCAGCUUAGCACUGCAUAACUCUGAGUCCUUGGAUCAGGAACAUGCCAAAGCACAGACUGCGGUGUCAGAACUAAGGCAGCGGGAAGAAGAAUGGCGACAGAAAGAGGAGGCUCUGGUCCAAAGAGAGAGAAUGUGUCUCUGGAACAUGGAUGCCAUUAGCAAGGAUGUUUUUAAUAAGAGUUUUAUUAAUCAAGAUAAAAGAAAGACAGAAGAUGAAGAUAAAUCACAAUCAUUUAUGCAGAAAUAUGAACAAAAAAUCAGACAUUUUGGUAUGUUGAGUCGAUGGGAUGACAGUCAGAGGUUUUUGUCUGACCACCCAUACCUCGUAUGUGAAGAAACUGCUAAAUAUCUUAUUUUAUGGAGUUUUCACCUAGAAGCUGAGCAGAAAGGCGCUCUAAUGGAACAGAUAGCACAUCAAGCUGUUGUAAUGCAAUUUAUUAUGGAAAUGGCCAAAAACUGCAAUGUGGAUCCAAGAGGCUGUUUUCGUUUGUUUUUCCAGAAAGCCAAAGCAGAGGAAGAAGGUUAUUUUGAAGCAUUCAAAAAUGAACUUGAAGCUUUCAAGUCAAGAGUAAGACUUUAUGCUCAAUCACAAAACUUUCAACCUGUGACAGUUCAGAAUCAUGUUCCCCAUUCUGGUGUUGGAUGCACAGGCUCCUUAGAAUCCUUAUCACAGGCUCCAAGAUUUUAAGACCAGCUUUAGCCAGUUUAUUCUGUUGUCUACACUGGGACAUGGAAAGUGUCAUUCAGAAGACAAUAUGAGGAGAGCCCUGUAUUUAUCUUUAAGCCUCAUAAAAAUGGUAAAAAAAAAUUGAGAUUUUCAAUUUCUUGACCUUAGGUCACUAUAAUUUUACCAUUUUAGUAACAUGUAUUUAAAACAGUUCUUAAAUAUGCAUUAACCUUUAACCUACUAUAGUAUAUAAAGUAGUAAAGACUGCAGAUGAUCACAUUUAACUCAGCCAACAACAUUUUUAAGGAUAUAAAUAUCUACAUUCUGGCUUUAAAUAAUUACUAGUGUUCUCCUUUAUUUAGACACAUUAGAAAUAGCCCCCUGAAGAAUGUCUGCCUGCAGGUCUCCUCUUUAUUUUUAAUUUUCUAAGAUUUGUUUUAUUUUAUAUGUAUGAAAAUACUUUGCCUGCAUGUGUGUGUGUGCACCACAUGUGUACCUGGUACCCACAGAGACCAGAGAGGGCUUUCGAUCCCCUAGACCUGUUCCUUACAAAUGGUUGUCAGCUGCCCUGUGGACACUAGGAUUUGAACCCAGGGCCUCUGCAAGAGCAGCAAGUACUCUAACUGUUGAGCCGUCUUCCCAGCCCCAGUCAGUUCUUCAAUGCUACUUAAAUAUAGUACUGAAGCAGCCCAAGAGAAAGCAGUUUUUCCAAGGGAGUCUUAUGAUGAUGUUGAGAUCAAUAAAUCUAAAAUUAGUCACCCGAUGUGUGCAGAGGAACAAGAGACUUAUAGGAUGUCAUUGGUUCUUUACAUAAAAUGAGAACAUAUACACAUUAAAACACAAGCAGCCCAUAUUAUCAAAAAGAUGCUUCUGGUUUGAGAGAAGUAAAUUAAAAGCUGACACCAGUGGCCAGGCCUCCAUUGCCAUUUGUGGUAGAGAAGGCUGGAGUCAGAGAAUUUUGUCAUUUGCAUUAUUUCUAUUAUGGGGAGUCUUCAUAAUGAAUCAAGGAUAAUAGAGCAGUUGUUCCCUACAGGGUGAGACUUUAAGCUUCCUGACCUAGACAGCCUCAGGGGAGGUGCUGUUGAGGGGUCCUUCUAGUGACAUAAAACUGUGACGUGAUGAAGGCAACGGGCAUAGGAGAGGCCACCUGAGGGACCAAGAUGACAAUUUUGAGGUCUGAAAACAAUAUUACUACAAUAAUGGUAUACCAUUUUUAUGUCACUUUAUGAGUUAUAUAAUGUUGUGUAUCAUUUAAUCUUUUUUAAAAUGCUAUAAUUAUAUUAAUCCAUGUUUUCAGAUAAAUAAAUUGAAAAUUAUGAGGUUAAAUUACUUUGCCUAAAGCUAACAGAGUAAGUGAUGGGGCUGAUACUCUAAUUUUGACUCUCCUUCCCCACUUCCCCACUCUUGAGUCUUGUGAGUCAUACAUGAGUAGGAGUCAAGUGCUCGUGGGGAGAACUGUGUGCUGAGAGUGCUGGUGGGCACACGGCAGUCAGUACGCUUUCAGCAUCAGUUAGGACAAGGAUGCUGAUUCUCCAUGACUGGUGGGUCCGUAAGCUCUGGAAAAUCUCUUCAACCAAUACUUGAUACUCAGAAUUCUGUCAUGAUAGAGUUACCAGAGAGUUACUGUAAGUUUGAUCUUGAAGGACCCUGAAAUCUAAAAUGGGUGUCAAGAACAAGGUCUUAGCACUACUCUGUGGAAGUAGACUACUACAGCAAGAGUAUUGGUUGCUUUGUAACACUCUGGAUCUUAG
Molecule: messenger RNA, 2840 nt
Organism: Mus pahari (shrew mouse)
Lineage: Eukaryota; Metazoa; Chordata; Mammalia; Rodentia; Muridae
Gene: Cdc37l1
Product: cell division cycle 37 like 1
Exons: 7
Coding region: 187-1110 (307 amino acids)
Biological process (GO): protein folding; protein stabilization
Cellular component (GO): cytoplasm
Molecular function (GO): heat shock protein binding; protein-folding chaperone binding
Source: RefSeq, a predicted model, not a curated record